Molecule: messenger RNA, 489 nt
Organism: Bipolaris maydis ATCC 48331
Lineage: Eukaryota; Fungi; Ascomycota; Dothideomycetes; Pleosporales; Pleosporaceae
Source: RefSeq, a predicted model, not a curated record
GCCGAACAUGCGAGCACCUCGAUGGGCUUUUCCUAACCUUGCAAACCCGCCAUGCUGUGACUUCUGUAGGGCACCAGGCAGGAUUCCUGGAUUGGGUGAAGGUCUUGCUGACCUAGGCCAUCUUCUCCCGCCCAUCGUGCACUCAAUAUUCGAAGCAUUCCACAACAUACACUACCACUACCAGUUGGGCUUGGACACAGAAAGCGAAGACCUGUACUUUCUGGCUCAAGAAAUAGAAGGUCUUUCGCGACAUGUGCGCAAACUCUACAGAGCCUUCCCAGACAUGAUUGAGCUCGCCUUGUGGGCAGAUCAACUCAAGUGCUUGGGAAGAGAUAUUCAGAUUGGACCUCGGCGUAUUCGACAUAGCCCAAUGUCCAGAAACCGAUACAAUCGCGGGUAUCCAAUGCCCCAGAUUGCCUGCUAGACACCAGUGUAGACAGUUGUCAUUUGUAUCAGAGUGCAUUCUCCAGCACGGACAUCUCUGUUCAG